CACGACGUAAAAAGCAGCUGGAGUGCGGACCUGUCCUGAUGCAUUAAUCACUAGCAGACACAAAAUAUACCAGUGGCAAAGUUAAUUGGAUGCUGUUGAGUAAAUAACAUCGACAUUCCCUGGCAAACAUGGCUAUAGAGAAAUUGCAUCUUGAGGAUGCGUUGGAAGAUAGUCCACAGACUCGUAGUCUGCUAUCUGUGUUUGAGAAAGAUGCUAUGGCCCUAAAGAAAUACACAACAGGUCUACACAACUGCUGUCAACGAAUCAUGAAAGCUCAGAAUGAAUUGUGUGCAGCCACGCAAUCAUUAUCACAACACCUGAGGGAUUUUGAAAUACAGAAAUUCCCAUUAGAAUCUGAUGACAGUGUAUUAAGUUCUACCCUGAAACAAUUCUCUAGUUAUCUAGAUGAUGUGAGCUCCAUACAACAGGUUCUUUCUGCACAGUUCUCUGAGACAAUGAUGUACCCUUUGUCUAGAUUUUUACAGGCAGAUUUAGAAGAAGUAACAACACUAUGUGAGAUGUUCCAAUUAGCAAGUAAUGAACAUGACAGUGCCAUGAGCCGGUACAUGAGAUUACCUAAAAAGAAGGACAGUGAGAGACACAGACAAGAAUGCGGAGAAGAACUCUACCUCAUGAGGAAGAAAUUUCAUCAG
Molecule: messenger RNA, 653 nt
Organism: Saccostrea cuccullata (small rock oyster)
Lineage: Eukaryota; Metazoa; Mollusca; Bivalvia; Ostreida; Ostreidae
Product: DCC-interacting protein 13-alpha-like
Exons: 7
Biological process (GO): signaling
Cellular component (GO): endosome membrane; cytoplasm
Molecular function (GO): protein binding
Source: RefSeq, a predicted model, not a curated record